AUGUUUUUCUUCUCUGCGGCCGUCAUCGCUGCCGUAAUUCCCACCUGCCUGCAGCUUUGGAGUAGUGAUGCUGGCGGUGAUCACGGCCGUAAGGCCAUCUACAACAUCGAGUUAAACCAAGUCAAAUUCAAGAAGUGGGUGCGUGUGGAAACAACAACCACCACCAUCGCAGCAGCGCCCUCUACCCCUUUUCACAAGAUGAUUCCUCCUUUCUAUACCUCUUUACCUCUUGGCCACAAAUCUUCGAUCUCCCUUCCUCUCCUCCCUCCCUUGUCUCCCCUUAAUCAUCACUGGCAGGCAGCAUCCCUUGUGGCAGUAGGGGACGUGGCGGCCCUCAAGGACCCGCACCUGCAAGCACCGGACGAUCUGGUGCUGUGCAUGGCACGCCUGGCGCUCACCUGUACCGCCAUGCCCACGGCGUCUCGCCCGGGCAUGAGCCGUGUGCUGGCAGAGCUGCUGCUGCUCAAGGAGGAGUUCUAUGGGGAGGACGAGGACCGCAUGGCUGCCCGCAUCGACCACGAGAUUGAGAGCUCCGAGCAGGUUGAUUUCAGCUUGGAGUUGGCGGAUAUUGAAGGCAUUCAACAUGGUGGACCUCAUUACCUCGCACGCCUGGGCAUCUGCAGAGUGCUGGUGGUGCACUCCAACGGGCUCAAUGAGGUCCCCCCCAAUGGGUCAGUCAGUCCCCCCCAAUGGGUCAAUCAGUCCGCCCCAUAG
Molecule: messenger RNA, 714 nt
Organism: Closterium sp. NIES-65
Lineage: Eukaryota; Viridiplantae; Streptophyta; Zygnematophyceae; Desmidiales; Closteriaceae
Source: the annotation of a GenBank genome assembly